CAAGCUUCAAAGACUCUUCUGUGACAAACAAUCAAUCAUCUCUCACACCUCCUUCGUCCUCCUGACCUCAUUGUUCUGCCUACGAUUGCCUGGGCUUCUAGACUUUGCCUUGCUCCGCCACUGGCCUUACCUUAUAUACGUCCUCUAUCGCCCUCUUCUCUCUACCUCGAGUAAUCCAUAUCAUAUCAAACCUCUUAUCUACUCUACUCCCUUCGCGACAAUCCAUCCGCUCUACUUUCCAAACAAUAAUAACACAUCUUUCCACCACCACCACCAUCACCACCAUCAUCAUGCCUCACAAAGUCAACCAGUCCAAUUCUACUUUGGCCAGCACUGGCAGUAGCGGUGACCGGGUGGUUGUCACAGACCUGCGAGGGUCCAACACCGGUCCACGCCGAACGCAACCUCCCGUCGUCGUUCAUAACCAGGGGGGACAAAUAUACGACGAAACAAGACCAUCCGAUUGGGACAAGCAGCGGUGGAAGUAAACACACGAACGGUGCCAGCGUUUGGGUUCCGGUCACCUGCUGCUGGUCAGCGGGUGUGAGACGGGCUCUUAGUCAGCUGAUUAUCCGCGCGGCUUUCCCAAAGUGAGGCGAGCGAUCGGCAGCGCAACUUUCUCGUUUCUCUCGUCUUCCGCGUCUCUCGUUCGAGACCGGCAAUCGGCGGAUACGCUCUCUCGCUCUACAUUCUGGACC
Messenger RNA from Aspergillus nomiae NRRL 13137, 698 nucleotides. RefSeq lists its product as uncharacterized. The record is from RefSeq and is a predicted model, not a curated record. NCBI's taxonomy places the organism in Eukaryota, Fungi, Ascomycota, Eurotiomycetes, Eurotiales, Aspergillaceae. The transcript has 2 exons. The annotation marks the transcript as partial.